AUGAACUUUAAGAUAAACGUUAAUCAAUUACCAAAGUUCAAAGCACCAAAAGGUGGUUUAGGUGGUAUUGGAGCACUACUUAUUGGUGGUGUUGCUCUUGUUGGUGCCUACAACUCUUUAUUGAAUGUUGAAGGUGGUCAUAGAGCCAUUGUAUUUAAUAGAUUUGUUGGUAUUAAACAAAAAGUAUAUACUGAAGGUACACACUUUAUCGUUCCAUGGUUUGAAAGACCAGAGAUAUAUGAUGUUCGUGCUAAACCAAGAAAUAUUGCAUCGUUGACUGGUAGCAAGGAUCUUCAAAUGGUAAACAUUACUAUUCGUGUCUUGUCAAAGCCAUCGGUUGCUCAUCUUCCAACUAUCUACAGAUCACUUGGAAAGGACUAUGAUGAACGUGUCCUCCCAUCCAUCGUCAAUGAAGUACUCAAGAGUGUCGUAGCUCAAUUCAAUGCUUCUCAAUUGAUCACUCAAAGAGAACAAGUUAGUAGAUUGAUUUACAAACGUUUAUCUGAUCGUGCUAGAGAUUUCCAUAUUGAAUUGGAUGAUGUUUCAAUUACACAUUUGAACUUUGGUAAAGAAUAUGCUGCAGCAAUUGAAUCAAAACAAGUAGCACAACAAGAUGCAGAGAGAGCAAGAUUUAUGGUUGAAAAGGCACAACAAGACAAGAGAAGUAUUAUUGUAAAGGCAGAGGGUGAGUCUCAAUCAGCUAAAUUGAUUUCAGAUUCUAUCAAACAAAACCCAGCCUUUUUACAAUUGAGAAAGAUUGAAGCUGCAAGAGACAUUGCUCAAGUCAUCUCUAAAUCACAAAACAAGGUCUUUGUUGACAGUGAAAAUUUAUUAUUAAAUUUAAACUUUUCUGAUGAAGCUCCACCUGCCAAAUAA
Cavenderia fasciculata is the source of this 876-nucleotide messenger RNA. It is a transcript of the gene phbB, whose product is annotated as prohibitin. The coding region runs from base 1 to 876 and encodes 291 amino acids. The record is from RefSeq and is a predicted model, not a curated record. Gene Ontology annotation, biological process: mitochondrion organization. Lineage: Eukaryota; Evosea; Eumycetozoa; Acytosteliales; Cavenderiaceae. The transcript has 3 exons. Gene Ontology annotation, cellular component: mitochondrion; membrane.